This is a messenger RNA of Ustilaginoidea virens, 1182 nucleotides long. RefSeq lists its product as uncharacterized. Gene Ontology annotation, molecular function: ubiquitin binding; endopeptidase activator activity; proteasome binding. The record is from RefSeq and is a predicted model, not a curated record. NCBI's taxonomy places the organism in Eukaryota, Fungi, Ascomycota, Sordariomycetes, Hypocreales, Clavicipitaceae. Gene Ontology annotation, biological process: ubiquitin-dependent protein catabolic process. Gene Ontology annotation, cellular component: cytoplasm; proteasome regulatory particle, lid subcomplex; nucleus. The transcript is spliced from 4 exons. The coding region runs from base 1 to 1182 and encodes 393 amino acids.
AUGCCUAUUGCGCCGAUAAUCACAUUCAAAGCUGGUCAAUGCGAGAUUGAUGACUCUUCAUCACGACCACUCAAGGUCAAACCUCAACCUCAACCAGGCUAUCUAUACUUGUAUUCCGAGGAUGAUCUGAUACAUUUCUGCUGGCGCAAACGCGAUCAAACGGUCGACAACCCGGAGCUUGACUUGGUCAUGGUCCCGGCCGACGGCAGCUUUGUUUCCUACGAAUACGACGCCGCCCACCCUACCUCAAAAACGAACGGUCGCAUGUUUGUUUUGAAGUUUGCAUCUUCAUCUCAGCGUUACCUGUUCUGGCUGCAGUCGAAACCCCAAGGCCGGGACGGGAAUCCCAGCUGGUUCAGCCCAAGGGACCGCAAGAUCGGUGAAAUAGUCAAUCAACUGCUUCAAGGGGAAGAAGUCAACGUUUCUGCGGAGCUUGCCUCUAUCAGAAAUGUUGAUGAUGGACGAGACGACGGGAACGACGAUGACGAACCCAUGGAAGAUGUUGAAGGUCAUCGAGACUCGCAUGCUCAUAGAGGGAGUGGUAGUGGCGGCGCUGGCCCUGAUGCUACCGGAGGCGAUGUAAGACAAGAAGGCGAAGAAGCAAGAGAAGGUGGUGCCGAUGGCGCCAGAGCGGCUUCCUUAUCAGCACCAGAUGCUGCUGCAGCAGUGAGGAACUUUUUGAAUUCGUUGAGAGACCAGCAGGGGCUUCAACGAGGACAACAACAACAACAUUCGGAUGUACCAUAUCCACAUCUCAGCCAUCUGCUCACUUCAACGAUGACAGUGCCAAUGAUCGACGGGGCAUCCUCAGAUUUCAUUGACACUCUCCUGAGCCUUUUGCCUCCUACCGUUAUUGUUCUAACUGCUGGUUUCCCCUCUGAUGAGGAAGGUCAAAAAGAACCAUCUGCAGGCACAGUCGAGAGAGCCAAGGCAUCGCUCUCACUGGACGAUAAACGAGGUUUGCUGAAAAAAGUGCUUCGAAGCCCACAGUUCAACCAAGCUCUGGGAGUCUUGACCAUGGCUCUUCGGGAUGGGGGAUUGCCAGGAGUUGCGGAUGCUUUGGGUGUACGAGUUGAAAAUGGUGGCUACAUGCCAGGUGGUCAGAUGCCUUUGGGGGGCGGGCAGGCUGUCAAGGCGUUUGUCGACGGUGUCAGAAAGACUGUCAAGGAAGAUGUGCAGUGA